Molecule: messenger RNA, 1809 nt
Organism: Protopterus annectens (West African lungfish)
Lineage: Eukaryota; Metazoa; Chordata; Ceratodontiformes; Protopteridae
Gene: ST3GAL4
Product: ST3 beta-galactoside alpha-2,3-sialyltransferase 4
Biological process (GO): glycolipid biosynthetic process
Molecular function (GO): sialyltransferase activity
Source: RefSeq, a predicted model, not a curated record
AAUGCAGCCCUUUUCUUUCAGGCCAUAAUGCGCAAGCGCGCUAUACGCUCUUAGCUUUCCAUCUUGUUUAUAUGCUCCGUUUUUUUUUUCUAUAGGACAACCUCCUGAUUAUAAACUCGUUUUGGGGAUGUUGUUUGAUAUUACUCUAUUAUCAUUUCAUAACGCUAUCCUUUUCGUUCUGUACAGUGUUAGUAAAAUUACGGCUUUAUUGGAUUAUUAUUUCGACUAAAGAAAAGCCGGACCAUGUCUCUCUAGUAAAAUGAGAGAGAGGGUAAAGAAUGAGGUUGAUGUAAAGUGCACCCACCCGUUUCUGCAUUCAAGUCAUUGAUGCAAGCUUUGUUUAUCAUCAUUACCAUCAUUGUGGCUAGUGAGUUAGUGGGCUUGCAUCAUCCGUGGGCCUCUCUGACAAACGCAUGGAUUUCUGGUCCUGUAGGCACAAGGUGGCUCUGUCAAGUUGGGCAUGCAAAAGAGAAGGCUCCACUGGUCAUAGAAGAUUACAGAAGCACCAAUGAGUUAUUUGUUAAGCUGUUUGAUUACUUUUGGAAUCCUGCUCAGGAGCUCUGGAGUUUGCCAUAUGGUUUUAAAGGAAGUGAGCUGUUGCUGGCAAAAGUUUUAGCCCAGGCUGUUGAUCACAGGUUGCCUGAUGACAUACAGAAGUUGUCGUGCAGAACAUGUGUAGUAGUUGGAAACGGGAACACACUCAGAAACAGCUCUUUAGGGAAGCUAAUUAACCAGCAUGAUAUUGUGAUAAGAUUGAAUGAUGCUCCAGUGAAAGGGUAUGAGCAGGAUGUAGGCAACAAGACCACGAUGCGUCUAUUUUAUCCAGAGUCUGCAUUUUUUGAUCCCGAAGAAGAAGAUCCAGAUACACUGUUAGUGUUAAUACCAUUUAAACCAGAUGACCUCAGGUGGCUCAAAGAACUGUUAUAUAAUGACAAAAGAAUUAUGAAAGGAUUCUGGAAGAUCCCACCUUUAUUGUGGAACGUUGAUCCAACUAAGUUAAGAAUCCUUCAUCCAUACUUUUUAAACGAAACUACAGUAAAACUACUGAAAAUUACACCAGUUCCACUAGCUCACCAACUUAAAUUAAAAAACAAGGAGAAACCAACACACCCAACUACUGGAUUAAUAGCCAUAACUAUGGCUUUGCAUUACUGUGACAUGGUAUACGUGGCAGGAUUUGGUUAUCCAGGUUUAAAUGAUACACAAGUUCCAAUACAUUACUAUGAAACUCGGACAAUUAAGUCAAUGGAAGACUCUGAACAUAAUAUAACUAGAGAAGGAGAUAUACUGAAACAAUUGGCAGACAUUGGGGCUAUCAAUUAUUUGAAGAAUAUAUCGUGAACAUGGAAAAUUAAGUUUAAGUGCCUUCACAGAUGAGAGUAUUGAGCAGUGUGUUACAUGGAGCACCAUCAAAACUCGUCUUUAAUGUUUUUAUUUAUUUUUUUCUAGAAGUUGGAGUGGUCUGCUAAAGCUCUGAAGUAAUAACUAAGAGGGUGAUUUUUGAUGGACAAAAGUAUUUGAUAAUCAGUUUUGAUUUACGUAUUUGGAGUACACUGCUGUGGAGUAACGUCACUGCAUAUUAAUUACUGCAAAGGUUAUCCUAGUUCCAUGCUACUUGGUAAUACAGUCGUUUUUAUUAGGGUUUAAGACCCUUGCACUUGACUGGGAGUCAUAAUAUGCAAGAUAUAACAUUGUCAAUGUUAUCAGCAACUAGCCGUCAAGUCCCUUUCGGAUUUAAGUACUGCACACUUUAAAGACAGGCAAAACUGGCAACUGAUGUAGAAAUAAAACAAACUGAAAACACUGUGA